Marmota monax (woodchuck) is the source of this 14865-nucleotide messenger RNA. It is a transcript of the gene Ascc3, whose product is annotated as activating signal cointegrator 1 complex subunit 3. Bases 333 to 6944 code for a protein of 2203 amino acids. Gene Ontology annotation, molecular function: ATP binding; nucleic acid binding; ATP hydrolysis activity. The transcript is spliced from 42 exons. NCBI's taxonomy places the organism in Eukaryota, Metazoa, Chordata, Mammalia, Rodentia, Sciuridae. The record is from RefSeq and is a predicted model, not a curated record.
GGGCGAUGACGUGUAGGCCCGCGCCGGCUCAGCGCCUUCACUCCUUGCCGGGUCUGUGCGUCUGUCCCGCGGUGGGGCAGCCCUCGAGUGUGGUGCCUGGUGACUGGGAGUGACCUCAGAAGGGCCCGCGUGGGGCGCGGAGGAGAGGGGACGCGCAGCUGCCCACCGGCAUCCUCGUCACGGCCCUCCGCUCCCCACCAGGCGUGGGAAGUAGAGAUAAAACCGAAAGGGAGGGAGGCGCGUGGGCUGGAGCGGGCGGAGUAAUGGGAACCGCGUGAGCGCGGCCAAGAGUUUCAGGUUUCUCAUUGCAGGGAUCACUGAUUGAGAAAUAGAUGGCUUUGCCUCGCCUCACAGGAGCCUUGCGCUCCUUUUCAAAUGUUACCAAGCAAGAUAAUUAUAGUGAAGAAGUGGCUGACUUAAAGCUAAAGCGAUCCAAACUUCAUGAACAAGUUUUAGAUUUGGGACCGACAUGGAAGAAUAUAGUAAAAUUUUUGAAUGAAAACCUGGAGAAGAGUGAAAUGCAAAGUAUAAAUGAAGACUUAAAAGAUAUAUUACAAGCUGCAAAACAAAUAGUUGGAACAGAUAAUGGGAGAGAAGCAAUUGAAAGUGGGGCUGCAUUUCUGUUUAUGACAUUUCACUUGACGGAUUCUGUUGGUCACAUGGAGACAAAGGCUAUCAAACAGAUGUUUGGUCCCUUUCCAUCAUCAUCUGCUACUACAGCUUGUAGUGCCACUAAUCGAAUCAUUUCUCAUUUUAAUCAAGAUGAUCUUACUGCUCUUGUCCAGAAGACAGAAAAGGAAUCUAGUGAUACAGCAUUUUUUGGUAAAAAUUUAGCAUUUUCAUUUGACAUGCAUGAUCUGGACCACUUUGACGAACUGCCAAUAAAUGGUGAAGCCCAGAAAACUAUAAGCCUAGAUUACAGAAAGUUUCUGAAUGAACAUUUUCAGGAGCAUUCCACCCCAGAGCUCAAGCCUGUGGAAAAAACAAAUGGCUCCUUUUUGUGGUGUGAAGUUGAAAAGUACUUAAAUGCAACUUUGAAGGAAAUGACUGAAGCACCAAGAAUAGAAGAUCUUUGCUGUACUUUAUAUGACAUGCUUGCUUCUGUUAAAAGUGGUGACGAACUUCAGGAUGAGUUAUUUGAAUUGCUUGGACCUGAAGGACUUGAUCUUAUUGAGAAACUUCUCCAGAACAGAAUUACAAUUGUGGAUCGAUUUCUUAAUUCUUCAAAUGAUCAUAAGAUUCAAGCUCUUCAAGACAAUUGCAAAAAAGUUCUAGGAGAGAAUACCAAACCUAAUUAUGGUUGUCAAGUCACUAUUCAGUCCGAACAAGAAAAGCAGUUAAUGAAACAAUAUCGACGUGAAGAAAAACGAAUUGCCAGACGAGAAAAAAAGACUGGAGAAGAUGGAGAAGUUUCUGGAGAAGGACUUAUGGGCUUUGAUCCUAAGGAAUUGCGGAUACACAGAGAGCAGGCACUUCUGAAUGCUAGAAGUGUUCCAAUUCUUAGCAGGCAGAGAGACAUGGACAUUGAAAAAAUUCAUUAUCCCCAUGUUUAUGAUUCCCAGGCUGAAGCCAGGAAAACAUCAGCAUUCAUUGCUGGUGCAAAGAUGAUUUUACCAGAAGGAAUCCAAAGAGAGAAUAACAAGCUUUAUGAAGAAGUAAGGAUUCCCUAUAGUGAACCAAUGCCAAUUGGCUUAGAGGAGAAGCCAGUUUAUAUCCAAGACUUAGAUGAGAUUGGACAGUUGGCUUUUAAAGGAAUGAGGAGACUUAACAGAAUUCAGUCAAUAGUAUUUGAGACUGCCUACAACACCAAUGAGAACAUGUUGAUUUGUGCCCCUACUGGAGCUGGAAAGACCAAUAUUGCAAUGCUUACAGUCUUGCAUGAAAUUCGCCAACAUUUUCAACAAGGUGUUAUCAAAAAGAAUGAAUUUAAGAUUGUAUAUGUUGCUCCAAUGAAAGCCUUGGCAGCUGAAAUGACAAAUUACUUCAGCAAACGUCUAGAGCCACUGGGUAUCAUUGUGAAAGAAUUGACUGGUGAUAUGCAGUUGUCAAAAAAUGAAAUUUUACGAACUCAGAUGCUUGUUACCACACCAGAAAAAUGGGAUGUAGUGACAAGAAAGAGUGUUGGGGAUGUUGCUCUUUCCCAAAUUGUAAAACUCCUUAUUCUUGAUGAAGUUCAUUUGCUGCAUGAAGAUAGAGGACCAGUAUUAGAAAGCAUAGUUGCACGUACUUUACGGCAGGUUGAAUCCACACAGAGUAUGAUAAGAAUACUUGGACUGUCUGCAACCUUACCCAACUACCUUGAUGUUGCUACAUUUUUACACGUUAAUCCCUACAUUGGACUUUUCUACUUUGAUGGCCGUUUUCGUCCAGUACCUCUUGGGCAGACGUUUUUGGGGAUUAAAAGUGCAAAUAAGAUGCAGCAGUUGAAUAACAUGGAUGAAGUAUGCUAUGAAAGUGUUUUAAAGCAAGUAAAAGCUGGACACCAGGUGAUGGUGUUUGUACAUGCUCGAAAUGCCACUGUAAGAACAGCUAUGUCUCUUAUAGAAAGAGCAAAAAAUUGUGGCCAGAUAUCCUGCUUUUUACCUACCCAAGGACCUGAAUAUGGACAUGCAGAAAAACAGGUGCAAAAGUCAAGAAAUAAGCAAGUACGAGAGUUAUUCCCAGAUGGUUUUAGUAUUCAUCAUGCAGGAAUGCUUCGGCAGGACAGAAAUUUAGUUGAAAACUUGUUUUCCAGUGGUCAUAUCAAAGUCCUAGUCUGUACAGCUACGUUAGCCUGGGGUGUCAAUCUCCCUGCUCACGCUGUUAUUAUUAAGGGAACACAAAUAUAUGCUGCAAAAAGAGGCUCCUUUGUUGACCUUGGAAUUUUAGAUGUCAUGCAGAUAUUUGGCCGAGCUGGACGACCACAAUUUGACAAAUUUGGGGAAGGAGUCAUUAUAACAACACAUGAUAAACUCAGCCAUUACCUCACUCUGCUCACUCAACAAAACCCAAUUGAGAGUCAGUUUCUGGAAAGUCUUGCAGAUAACCUAAAUGCAGAGAUUGCUCUGGGAACAGUCACAAACGUGGAAGAAGCAGUGAAGUGGAUAAGUUACACUUACCUUUAUGUACGGAUGAGAGCAAAUCCAUUAGUGUAUGGCAUUAGUCACAAAGCUUAUCAGAUUGACCCAACAUUAAGAAAGCAUCGAGAACAGUUAGUCAUUGAAGUUGGACGAAAACUAGACAAAGCUCAGAUGAUUCGUUUUGAAGAGAGAACUGGUUAUUUUUCCUCAACGGAUUUGGGUAGAACCGCCAGCCACUAUUAUAUUAAAUACAAUACCAUUGAGACCUUUAAUGAACUCUUCGAUGCUCACAAAACAGAAGGUGACAUAUUUGCGAUAGUCUCCAAAGCCGAAGAAUUUGAUCAGAUCAAGGUCAGAGAAGAAGAAAUAGAGGAGUUAGAUGCUCUAUUAAACAAUUUUUGUGAACUCUCAGCUCCUGGAGGUGUAGAAAAUAGUUAUGGGAAAAUAAACAUCUUACUUCAAACUUACAUCAGCCGAGGAGAGAUGGAUAGUUUCUCCCUUAUAUCAGAUUCUGCAUAUGUUGCACAGAAUGCAGCUAGAAUCGUUCGUGCCCUUUUUGAAAUUGCUCUGAGGAAACGUUGGCCUACCAUGACCUACAGGCUCCUGAAUCUUAGUAAAGUCAUCGACAAGAGGCUUUGGGGUUGGGCUAGCCCUUUGAGACAAUUUUCAGUGUUACCACCACACAUUCUAACAAGAUUAGAAGAAAAAAAUCUUACUGUAGAUAAGCUGAAAGAUAUGAGGAAAGAUGAAAUAGGUCACAUUUUGCAUCAUGUGAAUAUUGGACUGAAGGUCAAACAAUGUGUGCAUCAGAUUCCUUCUGUUAUGAUGGAAGCAUCCAUUCAGCCUAUCACACGGACUGUCCUCCGAGUAACACUCAGCAUCUACCCUGAUUUCACAUGGAAUGAUCAGGUCCAUGGGACAGUAGGAGAACCCUGGUGGAUUUGGGUGGAAGAUCCUACAAAUGAUCAUAUUUAUCAUUCAGAGUAUUUUCUAGCUCUUAAAAAACAGGUCAUUAGUAAAGAAGCUCAACUACUGGUAUUUACAAUCCCUAUUUUUGAACCUUUGCCUUCCCAAUACUAUAUCCGAGCAGUUUCUGAUAGAUGGUUAGGAGCCGAGGCUGUUUGUAUUAUCAACUUCCAACAUCUGAUUCUACCAGAGAGGCAUCCACCCCAUACAGAAUUACUGGAUCUUCAGCCUUUGCCAAUUACGGCUUUGGGAUGUAAAGCAUAUGAAGCCCUGUACAACUUCAGCCACUUUAACCCUGUGCAGACACAAAUAUUUCAUACACUGUAUCACACAGACUGUAAUGUCCUACUUGGAGCACCCACAGGAUCAGGAAAGACUGUUGCAGCUGAAUUAGCUAUUUUCAGAGUCUUCAACAAGUAUCCCUCCUCAAAGGCAGUUUAUAUUGCACCCCUAAAAGCCCUAGUUCGUGAAAGAAUGGAUGACUGGAAGGUUAGAAUAGAAGAAAAACUUGGUAAAAAAGUUAUUGAACUAACGGGGGAUGUGAGUCCUGAUAUGAAAUCCAUUGCCCAGGCUGACCUUAUUGUCACUACACCAGAAAAGUGGGAUGGAGUCAGCAGAAGCUGGCAAAAUAGGAACUAUGUUCAGCAAGUUACUAUUCUCAUCAUAGAUGAAAUUCAUCUGCUUGGGGAAGAAAGAGGUCCUGUUCUAGAAGUCAUUGUAUCUCGAACAAAUUUUAUCUCCUCACACACAGAAAAGCCUGUUAGGAUAGUUGGAUUGUCUACUGCAUUAGCUAAUGCCAGAGACCUUGCUGACUGGCUAAAUAUUAAGCAGAUGGGCUUGUUCAACUUCCGACCAUCAGUACGCCCUGUUCCACUGGAAGUUCACAUUCAAGGCUUUCCAGGUCAACAUUACUGUCCCCGCAUGGCAAGUAUGAACAAGCCUGCAUUUCAGGCAAUUAGAAGUCAUUCUCCAGCCAAACCUGUUUUGAUAUUUGUCUCAUCAAGACGUCAGACUAGACUUACUGCUUUGGAAUUGAUAGCCUUUCUGGCUACUGAAGAAGAUCCAAAGCAAUGGUUGAACAUGGAUGAAAGAGAAAUGGAAAACAUAAUUGGAACAGUACGAGAUUCCAACCUGAAGUUGACACUUGCUUUUGGAAUAGGAAUGCAUCAUGCUGGCCUCCAUGAAAGGGACCGAAAAACAGUAGAGGAACUAUUUGUGAACUGUAAAGUUCAGGUUCUUAUUGCUACAAGCACGUUAGCCUGGGGUGUAAACUUUCCAGCUCAUUUAGUAAUUAUUAAAGGAACAGAAUAUUAUGAUGGAAAAACAAGACGUUAUGUAGAUUUUCCCAUUACAGAUGUGCUCCAGAUGAUGGGAAGGGCUGGGCGCCCUCAGUUUGAUGACCAAGGCAAAGCUGUAAUUCUGGUUCAUGAUAUUAAAAAAGACUUUUACAAAAAAUUUCUGUAUGAACCUUUCCCAGUAGAAUCAAGCUUAUUAGGAGUGCUAUCUGACCAUUUAAAUGCAGAGAUCGCUGGUGGUACAAUAACAUCUAAGCAAGAUGCAAUGGACUAUAUCACCUGGACUUACUUUUUCCGACGUCUUAUCAUGAACCCCAGCUACUACAAUUUAGGUGAUGUGAGCCAUGAUUCUGUAAACAAGUUUCUGUCCCAUCUGAUUGAAAAGUCCCUGGUUGAGUUGGAACUUUCCUACUGUAUUGAAAUUGGAGAGGAUAAUCGGAGCAUUGAGCCUCUCACAUAUGGCCGAAUUGCCUCCUAUUACUAUUUGAAGCACCAAACCGUUAAAAUGUUCAAGGACCGUUUGAAACCUGAAUGCACUAUUGAAGAAUUGCUGUCAAUUCUGAGUGAUGCAGAAGAAUACACAGAUUUGCCAGUAAGACACAAUGAAGAUCAUAUGAACAGUGAAUUGGCAAAAUGUCUUCCUGUUGAAUUAAAUCCCCAUUCAUUUGACAGCCCUCACACCAAAGCCCAUCUCCUGCUUCAGGCGCACCUCAGUCGAGCCAUGCUGCCCUGCCCAGAUUAUGACACUGACACCAAAACAGUCUUGGACCAAGCUCUCAGAGUAUGUCAGGCAAUGCUGGAUGUGGCUGCAAACCAAGGUUGGCUGGUGACUGCCCUGAAUAUCACCAACCUGGUUCAGAUGUUGAUCCAGGGUAGGUGGUUAAAAGAUUCUUCUCUUCUUACACUACCAAACAUAGAACAGCACCAUCUUCACCUUUUCAGGAAAUGGAAACCAGUUAUAAAGUGCUCACGUGCUAGGUGCCGAACCUCCAUUGAGUGCCUUCCUGAACUGAUUCAUGCCUGUGGAGGGAAAGACCAUAUAUUCAGCUCCAUGGUCGAGAAGGAGCUACAGGCCACCAAAACAAAGCAGGCAUGGAAUUUUUUAUCUCGUUUGCCAGUGAUAGAUGUUGGCAUAAGUGUUAAAGGCUCAUGGGAUGACUUAGCUGAAGGACACAAUGAACUCUCUGUCUCAACUCUGACUGCAGACAAACGAGAUGACAACAAAUGGAUCAAAUUGCAUGCUGAUCAGGAGUAUGUGCUCCAAGUCAGCUUGCAGAGAGUCCACUUUGGGUUCCACAAGGGAAAGCAAGAGAGCUCUGCAGUUACCCCUCGAUUUCCCAAAUCAAAAGAUGAAGGAUGGUUCUUGAUUUUAGGAGAAGUGGACAAGAGAGAACUUAUUGCUUUAAAACGAGUAGGAUAUGUUCGAAAUCAUCACAUUGCUUCCCUGUCUUUUUUCACCCCUGAAAUACCCGGAAGGUAUAUCUUCACACUCUAUCUCAUGAGUGACUGCUACCUUGGUCUGGACCAGCAGUAUGACAUUUACCUCAACGUCACACGAGCAAGCAUUUCCAUGCAGGUCAACACAGAGGUCUCUGAUGCCUUCACUGACCUGGCAAUAAAAUAACCUGACCCAAACAAUGCAUUUGAAAGAAUUUGUUAAGGUAUCUGGCUGUUCAGUCAUCUGGACAAAGUUGAAUUACUUGAUGUUUGCCUUGACAGAAUCAACUCCUAACCUCAAGACAUCCAGGAAAUUAACAGUGGCUGCAGUAUUGACUCCAGCGACACCAAGUUAGCCACAGUGGCCUUUUAACAAAUGUUGCCUUUUAUAAUAUUGUCUUCUUUCUUUACAUGUAAAAUGAAUGAGCAUGUAGAAUAAUCUUAUAAUUUGUGUAUAUGUGAGGUUAUGUGAGUUAUCAAUCAAAUUUUACAUCUCAUAAUGUACUGUUUACAUGAAUACUGGUUUUUCCUUUUUUUAAGACAAACUACAUUGAGGUGUGACCAUGUUAGGAUUUUAACUCUGCAUCAUAAAAUGUAUAAAUCUAUGAGGUGAUAUACAGUGUGUCUUGUGAGCAAAAUUUAUACUUUGAUCUGAUCACAAUGAAAUGAUUUCAAGAAUUUCUUAUAAAUAUUAAUAAUAUAUGAUGUAAAAUUAUAUUACAGAGUCCAAUGACAAUUAAAAAAAGAGAAAAGAAUAUACUGAUCUUAGAAAAGGUAGCUAUAAUACUGGUGGAAAUAAAAUAUAUGGAGUGCCACUUUAAGACAAGCUGACUCAAGUUUUUCUCCUGCUUCUCUCGCUGACUCAAGUUUUUCUCCUGCUUCUCUCCCUUUAUAUCCCUUUUUCCUCUUCUGCCCUCUUUUUCUUUCUCUUCUACUUCAACACUAUUUCUCUUUUUGACAUAUUUAUUUAUGCAUGGAGAAAAAUACAGUCUAACUCAUGAAGUAACAUGUAGAGACAAUUUUUGGUCUUUAUCAUCCACUUCCACAGAUAGGUUUCCAAGUAUAAUAAUGGAAAUAUCUCUAUGUCCAUAAAGUUCCUUUUUGGAAAAAUGUUGUUUGAAACUAAAAUGUUGUUAAAGUUCAACAUCCAUAUAGUAUACAUUAUAGUGGAAUGCAAUUCUGUCUUUGCAAAUGAUUCCUGAAUGAAUGAUUUUUAAAUAUUUUUUUAAUAUAACUGUCACAAGUAGUAAAAUAUAAGUUUUUCUGAAUUUGAAAUUUAUGGUUUAUGUAUAUCUCCUCUUUCAUGCUAAAAUAAAAAGAAAAGGAGGACGAAGAAAUAAAAGUAGCAUGAAGGGAACCAGGCAGUCACUUUCCAAAAAUAAAAUCUAAAUAACUGAGAUGAACGUGCCAAGUAAUGAGGGGAUGAGGUGCCCCAGAAGCUUUAGAUAGAGUUCUCUGUGUUUUUCUUUUGGAAGUUUAUUUCCUAAUUGAGAUUUGUGCCUUCUCUAUUGUUUUAGUGGAAUUUAAAGAAAAUGAAGUUUACAUGUAGACAACAGUUACCAACCAGUCCAUACAGAAACCUGACUGGAUACAGCCUCACCUGAAACUUCCUGUUUUUAGCAUCAUCUCUCUGUUAGGAAGCAUGCAGGUUUUGGGAAGUAGGAAAUCUGCUUCACUUAUCAUGACACAGGAUGUAGGAGAAAUUAUAUCCAUCAGAGAGGAAAAUAGUAAUAUGACAAAUCUUUAAGUGUCAAAAUAAGGCACAGAGGGUACUAGUAAAGCAGGGUGCACUUUGAUACAAAAGUCAAUCUUAUUCUGAUGGGUCUAUGAUGGUAUCCACACUGAUUACUUACCCAAAAUUUUAGUGUUAUGUGUGUCAUAAAUAGGAUGUAUAAUAAUCAGAUUAGUCCUAUUUUCAGAUUUAUAAAUCAUAAAUUUCUCAUAACUUUUCAUGACCAAGAAAUUCAUCAGUAUUUAAAAUUAUUCAAAUACUGACUGCUCAGAGAAUGAUUUGUCCUAAAAUUUGUGAGGAUUAUUUUGUUUUCUUAGGGAGAAAUGACAAAAAGAUUUCAGGUAAUUGCCAUAAAAUGAUUUUCUUAAUUAGACUACCCACAGCCCACUUCCCCUCAGAUACUGCAUCAUCUCUGAGCUGGCUAUUACAUUGUACAACCCUAAAAUUCUAUGGUGGGUCAUUUUCAUAUUCCUUUGGAUUUUAUCAAUUCAAAAUAGUCGAAGUGCUGAUCAUAUUUGUUCUAGGCACCAUGUUGGGGACUCUAAUGAAUUAAAGACAUACCCACCCUUCAGACGAGAUAGUCUAGUGAUGAAAACAAGAUGUACAUAAUUGUGAUAAAGUAAUCAAAAUAGUAAUAGGAAGAAAAUACUCUGGGGGAUUAGAGAAAUAUUACAUAAAAAUAUUAAGGGAUAUUUAGACUGGGUUUGUUGUAUUUUUAUGUUUUACUUUAUGCUAUUUUUACUGACAUUAUAAUUGUACAUCUUUAUGGGUGUUUGGAACAUUGAUACAUUGUGUAUUGAAUAACUCAGGAUAUGUAGUUAUAUUUAUCCUGUCUGGCUGUGACUUUGUACACAUUAACCAAUCUCUCCUCCUCAACAUCUCCCCUACUCUCCCAACCUCUGAUAAACACUAUUUUGCCCUCUAGUUUUAUAAGCUCCGCUUUUUAAGAUUCCACAAGUGAGUGAAAUCAUGCAGUAUUUGUCUUUUUAUGCCUGGCUUAUUUCACUUAACGUGAUCUCCAACAUAUCUGUGUUGCCACAAAUAACAGAAUUCCCUUCUUUUAUGGCUGAAUAAUAUUUCAUUUGUGAGUUUGACAUUUUAUUUAUCAAUUCAUCCAUUGAUGGACACAGUUUCAAAAUUCCAUAUUUGAGUAUUGUAAAUAGUGCUUUAGUAAACAUGAAAGUGUAGGUAUCUCUUUGAUAUGCUAAUUUCAUUUCCUUUGGAUGUAUAUAUAGCUAAUAGUAAUGGGGUUACUAUUACAUAUAUUGGUUCAGCUUUUAGUUUUUUGAGGAAACUCCAUGCCAUUUUUCAUAGUGGCUAUACUAAUUUACAUUCUCACCAAUAGUGUAUAAUAGUUUUCUAUUCUCCACAAUCUCAUCAGCAUUUGCCUUUUUGUUUUGUUUUUUAUUAUUAUUAUAGCGAUUCUAACUGGGUUUUUAGAUAUCUCGUGGUUUUGGUUUGAAUAUCCCUGACAACCAGUAAUAUUGAGCAGUUUUUUAUGUAAUUGUUAGCCAUUUGUAUAUCUUCUUUUGAGAUGUCUGCUCAGAUCAUUUGUCAAUCUCAUUCACUGUAGCUACAAAUAAAAUAAAAAUACCUAGGGAUAAAUUUAACCACAGAAGCAAGAGAUCUCUACAUUGAAAACCAUAAAACAUUAGUGAAAGAAACUGAAGAGCAUAGCAAAUAAAUGAAGACAUUCCAUCUUCAUGGACUGGAAAAAUUAAUAGUCCAUACUAUCCAAAAUGAUCUAUCCAUUGAAUGCAACUAAAAUGCUAAAGUCAUACUUAAUUGAAGUAGAAAAAAAUCCUAAAAUUCAUAGUCCUAUUCAUAUGGAAUCACAAAAGACCUCAUAUAGCCAAUCUUGAGCAAAAAGAACAAAGCUGGAGGCAUCACACAACCCAACUUCAAAAUAUAUUAUAAAACUAUAGUGACCCAAACUAUCUGUGGUGCUAGCACAAAUAUAGACAAAGACUAAUAAAAUAGGAUUUUCAAAUCCAGAAAUAAAUUCAUGCACUUAAAAUCAAAUUGUUGGCAAAGACACCAAGAUCAUGCUUUGGGGCAAUUACCCUCUUCAGUAAAUGCUGUCAAGAAAUCUAGAUGUCCACACAUAGAUGUAUGAGAUUAGAUUCCUUUCUCACACCACAUUCAAAAAUUAACUUUAAAUGGAUUGAAGACUUACAUAUGUAAGAUCUGAUACUAUAAAACUAUUAGGAAAAAAUAGGAGGAACAUUACAUGACAUUGGUCUGGGCAAUGAUUUUUUUUAAAUAUUGUUUAGUUUUCAAUGGAUCUUUAUUUUAUUUAUUUAAAUGUGGUGCUGAGAAUCUAACCCAGUGCCUCACACAUGCUAGGCAAGGACUCUACCACUGAGCCACAAUCCCAGCCCCUGGGUAAUGAUUUUUAAAAAGAAAAUAAAGCACAGGCAGCAAAAGUAAAGAAAGGAGAGAGGAAAAAAAAAAUGGGAUUGCAUCAAACUAAAAAGACCAUUUUCAGCAAAAGAAAUAAGAGAAAACCCACAGAAUGGGAGAAAAUAUUUGCAAAUUCUUCACCCAACAAGAUCUUAAUACCAGAAUAUAUAAGGAACUAAAAAAGAGAGAGAGAGAGAACUAAAUUGAAAAGAACACAAAUAAAUGGAAAUACAUUCCAUCUUCAUGGAUUGGAAAAAUUAAUAUUGUUAAAAUGUCCAUAUGACCCAAAGUGAUCUUACACAUUUAAUCAUUAAUGCUGAUGAUUAGAAUUGGGAGGGCAGGAUGAAAGAGGAUUCCAGUUAAAACAGUAUUAGCAAGACUCUGAAAUAGCCCAGCCUAGAGUGUCUAGCUGGUCUGCAUUUUCUUUUUCUUUCUUUUUUUUUUUCCACUGAAGCAAAAGUAGAAAAUUUAUGGAAAAUCAAACAUAAAAAUAACCUCAAACAAGUAACAAAGCAAAGACUAAAAGGAAAAAUACCUAAAUUAAGACAAAGCUCCAAACUAUUUCAAAAUGAUGAAAUUAUAUUGGAUAUGGUAUCUAAAAGAUGCAGGUGGGGGAUGGGGAUCUGAUGUGGGUGUGGCUGUCAGCAGAGGACUAUGAGAAAAUCUUUGCGGGAAAGCAAAGGUCCUUCAUUCCUGGAGAUGCAGGCAGCCUCUGCACUGGGCUGCAGACGAAGAUCCCCAUAAAUUAGGAAAGACUGAUAAAAUUGGCUAUGGGCCGGGUCAGCAUCAAGGGAAGGAAGUCACCCAGGAACACCCAUUCCACUCCUAGACUGGAGACUCAAGACACUUCCAGGUGACAAACGACAGGUGGGGACAACAAUUAGAUGGAAUAGUAGCCGGAGUGAGGACCUGUGGAAUGUGGCAGGUGCAGAACUCCCAUCCACUCAGAAAUCUGGACCUGAUUUGUCUGGGGCUUCAAGGUCACCUUCCUCAGGCUCUGCAGUGAGAGUCUCUUCAAGGCGGCUUCUAGUUCCUCAUCCUCUCCCCUGAGGGGCCAGGCACUCUCCUGGGCACCUCCCCGGAGGUUCCCCUGGUUCUUCUUGGGCUGGGGUAGUGGACAUCUUUGCAGGAUGGGCAUGUACAACAGAAGCUAGAACAGGAUGGGCCUGCCCAGGUUGAGUGUGCCCAGGAUGAGCGCGAGGGCCUCCCGAGGCGUCCUGCGAAUGGGUGAUAGCCUCAUUCAGAGUUCGGGUAUAUCUUCUGUUGCACCGUAAACCAAUUCUGCACCUGUUGCUCCUCUAGGCCGAGGCUGGAAGCCAGGACCACCAUGGUACCGUGGGAUGGGAAGGGGUCCUUCAGGAAGUGUGCCUCUAGCUCCUGCAUCUGCUGCUUGCUGAGGAUCAAAAUAGACCAAUCCGAGGUCUAUGGGCCCAACAUAUUGCGAAGGCUUUCGAUCUCAUCCAUGGCAGCGGAGGCUCCGUUCAGAGGAAAGGGAGGUCUGCAUUUUGAAAGAGUCCAGCAAACAAAAACCGAAGUCUGUGAAGUAACCUUGAGUUAGUAAAAACUGCAAAUCUUAUGCACAUGUAUUGGAAUUCUUGGAAAAUUCACCAGUGGUCACUGCUUGACACUGGAGAAACUUUCUUCAGAAAAUUAAUCUGAUGUACAUGUAGGAUGGUAUGACUAAGAAAGUCAAGAAAAAAACACUCAGAAAAUAAUUUAAUACAGAGUAUUACUUAGUAAGGAGUCCUGAGGGGCCAGAGAAGGUUGUGAAAAUAACAUUUUGAGAGUAGAACAGAGAACCAGUAGAAAGAGGAGACACCCAAGAGCCUAACAGGACAAGCAUCCAUGUCUGUUGUGGGUAAUGGGUACUAAGUAGGCAAGAGGUCAAGGAAGCAUGAACUAAGUCAAGGGUCUUUGAGUGUAGUUGUCAUUAAUGAUGGUUAAGUAUUUCAACAAAACAGGAAGGCAGAAAGCUUUGAGAGUAGGAGGUAAGGAUCUGAGUGGGCAACUAGAAAGGAUAGGUAAUGAAUAAGUAAAUUAUCUAACUUCACUCCUCAAAGAUCCCAUGCUAUCACCUGUAUUGAGGUAAGAGCCCAUGCUAUCCCCUGUAUUUAGGUGGGUGAUGAUAGGGCAGACACUAAUUGGUAAGAAUCAGCCUGUUUCCUUCCAAUAUUUCCCCUUGCAACAUCCAUUAAUGUAAAUUAAUGUAUUUGUGUACAUAUAUCCCCAUUAUAUAUGUGUAAUUUAUUCCUAUUACAUUUUCUAUUAUAUAUAGGACCAACUAGAAUUCAAGAUCUGAAACCACCUUCAUACUCCAUAACUCUUGAUAUAAGAACACAAAAGCUUUAUCAGCAUCUAAAGGGGAACAUACCUAUUUUCUUACACGGAUAAAGAACCCUCCUUUUCCUGUUCUUUCAAAUUCCACAGAUGGCUUUGGUGGGAAGAGGAUACAGUGACAUGAGAUAUUUGGUCAUCAAAAACAUGUUUCCUCUUCUGUUUACACACACAAGUAAUACAACAAAGUCAAAACACAAAAUCAGCCCUCCCCCUCAAAUUUCAACAUGCCCUUGUAGUGAAUCACCUAAUCAGCGUCCUUGGAAAAUUGCAGUCGUUUCCCAAGCAUAUCUUCCACAUCUGUCAGCAAACCCUUUCAGCUAUACCUUUGAAUUUGUCCAGACACCUCCACCACUACCACUCCUUGCACGCUACCUCCUGAUGGGCUUCCCACCCAUCUUGCCCCUUCACAAAUCUUUUCUCUACACAGUUAGCCUUUUGAAACCUAAGUCUUAACAUGAGUCUGCUUUGCUCAAGAGAUUCCAGUGCCUUUCUCAUAAUAAAAGCCCAAAUCCUUACAAUGCCUUCCAAGGCCCUGCAUGGUCUGCUGUCUCCUCCCUUCACCUCCUUCUGACUUAUCUCAUUACUCUCCCUCCUGCUCAGUUCACAUCAACCCAGUGGUCACAUUGCUGCUUGUUGAAAAGCCUCUGCCCUUUCAGCUCCCUCAGUUGGAAAGCUUUUCCCUGCAUUGUUAGGCAUGUCUAACCAUCUUAGUUUAAAUGCCCAGCCCGUCAGUCCUAUCCAUUCUCCUGUCCUGUUUGGUUUUUCUCCAUCAUUUCUAUCACCACUAUAAAAAUAUUCAUUGGCUUAUUACUUAAGCAGGAGUCUCUCCUGACUAAGAUUCAGGAAGGCAGAAAUUUUUGUCACUUUUGUCUUUUACUGUAUAACCAGGACUUACAACAUGUCCUGGCUCGUGGUAGUGUUAUGGACCACGCUAUACGGGCAAAGACCAAAGAGACUCCAUCUUACCCUGAGACUCCCUGUCACGUAAAAACUGCUUCUCCCAUGGGAAAGCCCCACUUCUGUACCCAUCAAUAGUUGCUUAGGAAAGCAUAUUUGGCAACACAAAAUGGCAAUUCUUAUACAAUGUAAAAUUGUUCUCUCUUUGAUUCUCAUUUUUGUUGGACAAUGUACCCUCUCCAAGACUGAUUGUCUAAAUGUGAGUAACCAUUCAACUUGUACUCAACUAGGGACAUUUUGACUCACUCCCCCUUCUGCUUAUGAUUUUAGAUCUCAUAACACUUGUUUUGAAUCAUAGCAACAGCUACUUAUGAUUACUAUGGUUUUGGACUACAAAAAGUGUACCCAAAUCCCAGGAGGGAGUCGAAAGGUAUAGACUUACAGCCUACCCCUUGGCCCACCAGCUGGUGGAUCUGAACCAAUGGCUGAUGAAUAAGGCUUUUGUCUCCUGCUUUAAGAUCGACUUGGUGAUUUAUUGCAAUCUCACCUUAACAAUAGCUCAAUAAGGGCUAGGGAUGUGGCUCAAGCGGUAGCGCGCUCGCCUGGCAUGCGUGCGGCCCAGGUUAGAGCCUCAGCACCACAUACAAAUAAAGAUGUUGUGUACGCUGAAAACUAAAAAAUAAAUAUUAAAAAAUUUAAAAAAAACAAUAGCUCAAUAAAUAUUUCUUAAAUCACUAAA